AUGAGUGAGUCAUCUCAUGAAGGUCGGCAAAGAAGAAAAGAGAAGGAAAUAAAGGGCAGACGAACACUGUGGGUAGUCAAUAGUCAACAGUCCAAGUCGUCCCUAAGCUUUCGACGAAAGGAGUGGCCUCCAAAUAGCCCGAUGAGCCCGUCUCCUUCCCUCACUUUCAUAAACCCUUCAAAGAGAGCCAGGAUAUACCAUUGGACGUAUAAACCACUCUUGAUUUUUAAUGCACGCGCUGACCGCGUGGGAGCUUUCAUGUCCAGUGGUUAUAAAAAGCCAGAGAAUUUCAGUGUCCUCUGGUUGCUGCUUAGUUGUAGUUUCAGCUUUGCUGUUGAGAGUGAUAUCAACUGCUUGAAAAGUAUAAAACACUCACUUGAAGACCCUUUGGGCAACCUAAACUCUUGGGAUUUCAGCAACAACACUCAAGAGCUUUCGGAUUUGGGACUGAAGGGCUCGUUUCCUUGGGGCUUAGCUAAUUGCACAAGCCUAACAGUGUUAGAUCUUUCAAGAAACCAGCUCAAUGGACCUCUUCCUACUGAUAUCGAUCAAAUCAUUACGUUCGUUACGGUCCUUGAUCUCUCAUCUAACAGCUUCACAGGGCCAAUCCCAAUUAAGCUUUCCAAUUGCAGCUAUCUGAAUGAGCUGAAGCUUGACAACAACAAGUUCUCGGGUACCAUUCCUCCAGAACUUGGCCAGCUUAGAAGGAUUAAAACAUUUAGUGUGGCCAACAAUCAGCUGUCUGGCCAAGUCCCAAACUUUAAUUAUGCAUCAAUUACAGCGGACUCUUUGGCAAACAAUCCUGGACUUUGUGGGAAGCCUCUGGAGGUGUGCCGGUCAGCUGCAAAGAAGUCUAGCAUUGUUAAGGUUUUGAACUCAUACAAUGUAGCUAUAGCAGCAGCAGCUGGUUUUGGUUUUGGUUUUCCUUUUUCUUUUUGUUUUUUCCUUCCAAGAGCUCCUAGUGUCCGUUAUUUGGUGGUGUUCGCACGAAGAUUUAAAAGUUGA
Messenger RNA from Prunus armeniaca (apricot), 1005 nucleotides. NCBI's taxonomy places the organism in Eukaryota, Viridiplantae, Streptophyta, Magnoliopsida, Rosales, Rosaceae. The record is from the annotation of a GenBank genome assembly.